This is a messenger RNA of Adineta steineri, 1062 nucleotides long. NCBI's taxonomy places the organism in Eukaryota, Metazoa, Rotifera, Eurotatoria, Adinetida, Adinetidae. The record is from the annotation of a GenBank genome assembly.
AUGUUUUCACGUGUAUCAUCUCUUUCAACUAAAACCAAACAACAUAAAUUAGAUCGAUUACGUCCACCAUCGCCAUGGACAAAUGAUCUGGCUGAUGAAGGAUGUGCUGGAACAGUUGAUUUAACUCAUAAUGAUGAUGUUGAUCUUUCAUAUAAAAAGAAAUUUUUACAAUUUAUAUAUCAAUGUCAGAUUGAACGUCGUUUACCAAAGAAAAUAUCUGAAAAAUCUAUGGUGCAAUUAAAUAUAACUACUGAACAAAUAAAAUUAAUGAAUACACAUCAAAAAACAAUUUUAUCUAUUCUUUCUCAUCAUGUUAUUGCUUGUUAUUAUGUUGAAUAUGAAACAGAUCAUAUUGUUGCAAUGAAAUAUGUUUCAACAAAAGAUAAAUCAUCUACUGUUGAAUUAAUUAUUUUUCUAUUAAAUGAUCGACAUGAAGCUGAUGAAUUAUGUUCAUCAAUGGAUUUUUGUUUUCGUGCAGUAUAUAUAGCUAAUGAACAAAAUUCUGAUAUGAGCAAAAAAUUAUCUUUACUUACAAAAUCACUUUCAUCAACUCAACAAUUACGUAGUUCAAUUGAUUCAACAACAUCUUCAUCACCAUCAACAAUACGUUCUCUAUCAUUAGCAUCAUCAUCUUCUGCUUGUGUUACUGUACCAGAUACAUCAUCAGUGAUUAAUGAUGAUUUAUCAACUCCACGCCGAAGACAUCGACGACCACGUACUCGUAAUGAUGAUAGUUCACCAGCGAGAUCUUCAACAAAGGCAACAUCAAAAAUUAUUCAAAAAUAUCUUCUUGAUUUACAACUUGAAUUAAAACCUAAUGAAUUAGGUGAAUUUGGAAAAUUACUGACUGAAUGGCAAUCAAAUCAAUUAAAUACGAAAACAUUUGUUAAACAAACAGCUCGUUUAUACGGUGAAUCACGACGAAAUCUACUUGAUGGUUUACAUGAUUUUUUACCGAUUAAUGAACAAACAUGGUUUCUUGAUUAUUUAAAUAAUCUUAAAUCAACAUCAUCAUCAUUAUUUAGUAGUACUGAAUCAUUACAAGACGUUCAAACUUUAUAA